This is a messenger RNA of Leptopilina boulardi, 9599 nucleotides long. It is a transcript of the gene RhoGEF2, whose product is annotated as rho guanine nucleotide exchange factor 12. The record is from RefSeq and is a predicted model, not a curated record. The transcript has 30 exons. Gene Ontology annotation, cellular component: cytoplasm. NCBI's taxonomy places the organism in Eukaryota, Metazoa, Arthropoda, Insecta, Hymenoptera, Figitidae. Gene Ontology annotation, molecular function: guanyl-nucleotide exchange factor activity; G protein-coupled receptor binding. Bases 440 to 5725 code for a protein of 1761 amino acids. Gene Ontology annotation, biological process: G protein-coupled receptor signaling pathway.
GUACAAGAUGGCUGACACUUGUUAGUGGUGUGUAUUUUUAUUUCAAAGUCAAUGUGCAUUUUAUAGAGGAAUUUGAGUGUUUCACUUUUGCGUGAAAAGUGAUUUAAUUAGUGGAUGAUAAUUAUUGUUAAAUUGAGCAAUUUUUUGAACCAUUUUCUACCAUGUUUCGUUGCUAUGUGUCGUGAAAGUGUGAGAGGCCCAGUAAUUAUCCGUCACCAGCCAUGUUCAUGUGAGUUCUUUUGUUAUGACAAUUGUAGUGAAAUUCGCGUGUGACUAUUGUAAAGUGCCUGUUUGGAGAUUAUUUUGUGAUCAAUUCAUCAAAUUUGGUCAACAAAACUUGACGUGGUCGACGGAGUACGAAAACAAUAGAUUAAAUGAAAGGACUUUCGGAUUGUUGGUGUCAUAUGCGGAGGUGAGGUGAAGCUGGAACACAGGAGGGAUGAAUGGAACGGCGGCUUUUCGGCACAGUGUCGGUGGGGGUGGUGGUGUCGCUAGUCCAGGUGGAGGAAAUCCUGGCGAACUUAUACCCGUCACCAUCCUCGUCAUCUAUAAGGAUGAUGCUGGAUAUGGGAUGAAAGUCUCUGGAAACAAUCCCGUCUUUAUUCAAUCAGUCAAGAAAGGCGGUGCUGCAGCCAGAGCCGGAGCUCACGCUGGAGACAAAAUAAUCAAAGUGAAUGGAGAGGACGUAAUGCACUCGACACAUGAAGACGUGGUGAAACUUAUAAAAGCCUCGACAGAAGUGGUUUUGACAGUGCAACAGAAACCAGUGAGUUCGGGAGCAUCAGGUUUACCUGGCGAUCAUCCGGGACAACAGCAACAUCACUAUCAUCAACCAGCUGGUGUAAUUGCCGGCUGUACAACCAUGGUAUCACCUUCGCAACCCGCCACAUCACUUCAUAGAGCAUUUACAGCACCAGCUGGAGGCGUAUCGUGUACUGAUCGUAUUACUGGUCCACAACCCGCCGACGUAAGUCCCUAUUAUCGACAUCGUACGAAUUCUGGCAUUAAUUUUCAAAUCAACAGCAACAAAAACAACAACAAUCAACAUUCUAUCAACAGAACACACUCAGCUAAAUUAUGCUUUGAUAAUAUUAAUUUUUCCCCUGCUUCAUCCUCGCUUGAUUCUCCUUCACGCUUUUUUCGAAAUCCAAGAACUUGGAGGCUUUUCGCCAGCACGCCAGUUGUUAAUCACGAAAAGAAGCGUCAACUGGAAAAUGAAAAAGUGAUUACAAUUCAAUUAAUGUUGGAGAAAGAGCAAAGCUACGUGGACAAGCUUCGCAGUGAAUUGGCCAAAGUCGGAGCUGGAAACUCCAACAGCAUCGCGACAUUACAAACUGAAUUAAAUGGAGCUGAACGAAGAGUUCGGGUUUUGCAAGAAAGACUCAACGCCGUAUCGAACAACGAUCAUCUUUGCUCGGUAACAAACACUUCAUCUUCCCCAAGUCAUUUGGCGGUUCUUGACUUACCCUCGAGCAGCGGUUGCUGUGAUAUACCGCCACCCUUACCUUCCCGAAAAUCUCUCUCCAUGCAAAGUCUUUCCCCACCCCCAUUGCCACCUCGUCCAUUACCACCCACUUCAAACACGCACAACACAGUCCAGCUGGAGCGACAACUGCUGUCACAUAUAACGCCUCCCACCACCAGUCAUGGCAUACCUAACUCUUUGUCGCAGGGAGCGCAUUUAGGAUCACCAAGUUCACUCAAUAAGCAUCAUCGAACGAAGUCGAGCCCCGAACAAUUAAGUACGACGAUGAUUUCUCCCGCGGAAGCCAGUAGAUUAUUGAUUGCCUCAGAAUCGAUGAAAGAUUUAUCUCCUCCGCGACAUGGACGUCACAGUGGAAUCGACCUGGAUGAUCCUCCUCACAUCACACCACCAGGAACACCACCUCCACCUUAUCCUAUUCCUAAUUCUAAUAAUUUAACAUCUUCUGGACUAAAUGAUAGCAACAGUUUUUUGACGACGUCGUCACCGAAACAUAAUGCGAGCCUCUGCGAAAGCAGUCCUGGUCUUCCAACUGUUCAAAAACCAAUCAUAUCGAUGGAAGAUGACGAUAUGAGUGAUCAAGAAGUGGGUCAAUUGGAGGAUCAUGGUCCGUUUAAAUACCUUUCAAAAUUAUGGGGGCAUCAUGCACAUCUGGCAGUUUUUAUAAAUUAUGUCUUAUCCACUAACGAUCUCUCCAGUCUGUUAUUUUAUUUAAUAACCGAUCUCUACAAAGAAGGGAAUGCAAAGGAGAUGCGAAAAUGGGCAUAUGAGAUACAUUCUAGUUUUCUUGUUCCUGGCGCUCCUCUUCGUCUCAACAAUGUGGACGAAAAUGUUGCCCGCGAAAUUGAUGACGUUCUUUUAAAGGAGUCAGAUAAAGAAGAGAUUUUAAGGAAGAUCUUUUGGAAAGCAAGAGCCAGAGCUAAAGAAGAAUUAAACGAGCAACUCGCUGAUUUUCAAGUAAAGAGAAUUGCAGGUUUAGGAACAUUAUUUGGACCCUGCGAUCUUGAACUCGAUGAAAGUAAAUCUGAUAAAAGUCGAGAAAUUAAAAUUAUCGAGAAAUAUCUUUUACCAAAAGUUGAAGCGUAUUUAGAGGACAUAGAGAAAGAGAAUGUUGAUUUACGUCAAUUUUUAACAGCUGCAGGUUUAGCAACAGUAUUGACAAAAAUAUUUCAAAUUCGGCCAGUGUCUAUUGAACGAGUACCAAUAUUUGUCGCUAAAGAUAAAACAAAUAUUAAAGCGCGACUGCUCACGGGAAAAUCGCGAAAAAUGACCAUCAGAGGUCAUCAUUUUAUAGCUCAUCAAUAUUUUACUGUAGAUUAUUGUAAUCACUGCCAGAAUAUUAUCUGUGGAAUUGGACCUCAGGGAUAUCAAUGCAAUAAUUGCACUCUCAAUGUACAUCGUCAAUGUGUUCGAGUCGUAGAGGAAAAUUGUACCGGUCCUUUAGUUCGAAAGGAAAAGGGGAAUGAUCGUAUCAGCAAAUUUAUGGAACGUAUUCGUCCUGAACGGAAACCACCCUCUCAUCAUCAUCAUCACCACAAUCAAAAUCACAUGCAUCUCAUUGAACGUAUCAAAAGGUCAGAAGAAGAAGGGACGUUAACAGACGGAGAAAACGGAGAUCAUCGUGGAGGCGGCGCAACCGGAAGUACACGCAGUAGCAGCGAAAGGGGACGCGUUUCCGCUUAUGGCGGAGGUAGUGAUCACGCUGAUAGUAUGGACGAUCCUUCCUCGAGGGAGGACAUUUCCGAAAUGGUGCAACAACAUAUAUCCAGUAAGCCAAAGACGUCAAACAUAAACAGGUCUGAAAGUUACAAGGAGCGGAUACAUCACAAGAGACAAGUACGGGAAAAGCGAAAAACCAGUGAUCCAAAUCUAUCCAAAACAAAUGAUUGCGACACAACUGGAGCUUUUCCUGGAAAUUCAGCGGGUAGUUCUUCGAAUAGUAGUUUAUCGACGAGAAGCUUAGACAGUCCAAGCACAAGUCUGGAACAAGUUCCUACGACCUCGGCAUCAAAUACAUCGACUUCCUGGGACAGCGAUGUUGACGUCGAGCCAGAUCCUCCAGACUGGAGUCAGGGAGUUGCCGAUGAAGUAUUGGCACGUCUUAGUAAUUCAGAAAAGAAGAGACAAGAAGUUAUUAACGAAUUAUUCCAUACGGAACGAUCACACGUGCGAGCGUUGAAAGUUCUUUCGCAAGUCUUCCAUAAACCACUAUUGGAAUCGCAAGUACUUCCCGUAGAUCAAAUACAUCUUUUGUUUUCCAAUUUAGAUGAAAUGGUGACAAUUCAUUCGAGUUUCAAUCAGGCAAUGAAACGAAAGAAAAAGGAGAAUCCCUGUGUUGAGGAAGUGGGUGAUUUAUUAUUGGAAAUGUUUGAUGGCGAUGCAGGCGAUGCAUUUGAACGUGCCGCAUCAAUUUAUUGCGCAAAACAACAAGUUGCACUCGAUGCUUUACGCGAUCGACGUCGUAAAGAUCCAAAACUCAAUAGUUUUCUUAAUGAAGUGGAGGCAAAUCCACUUUGUCGAAGACUUCAACUCAAGGAUCAUAUUCUCACGGGAAUGCUCAGGUUAACCAAAUAUCCUCUUCUCUUUGAGAAUUUAGCCAAAUAUACAGCCGAGAGUAAUGAAAAAGAAAGGAGUGCAAUUAUACGCAGUCUCGAGCGUAGUAAAGAAAUACUUAGUCGCGUUAAUCAAACUGUUAAAGAGGCCGAGGAUUAUCAACGUCUUUCUGAAUUUCAACGUAUCAUUGAUAAAUCAGCAUUUGAUAAAUUCACCGAUAAUCCAACAGUGCAGGAAUUUAAAAAUCUCGAUUUUACAAAACGACGCCUCAUUUUUGAGGGACCAUUACAAUGGAGAAUUGUUAAUCGUGCAAAACUUGUUGAUUUACAUGUUGUUUUGCUUGACGAUAUUAUUGUUCUAUUACAAAGGCAAGAUGAAAAAUAUCUAUUGAAAUUAGUCAAUAGUCAACCAAGUACAGUUUUGAGUCCAAUUGUGAAAAUUUCGACAGUACUUGUCAGGCACAAUGCAGUCGAUCAUAAUUCAAUUUAUCUUGUUAAUACAUCGCAUAAUGGAGCACAAAUUUAUGAACUAGUCGCAUCGUCGCAAGCUGAGAGAAAACUUUGGUUUAAACAUAUUUCCGAUACAGUUGAAGCUUAUAAAAUUAAGGAUAGAGAAGGUAGAAGACCAACACCAUCGGCAACGAUAGCGCAGGAAAUAACACCACUUUCGGAAGAACCAUCGGCACAGGAAAAUGAAGUGAUUGGAGAGAAAUCGGAUCAUGAAAAGGAAUCGAAGGAAUCGACUGAAGAAGCGGUGGCAACAUCGACGACGCGUACGAAUCCAAAGGAGGAAGAGGAAACGCCGGAUGCGCCUAUAACUACCGAGACGAGCGAGAAACCUCAACAGCCGAAAACUGAAACACAUUCACCAGGUAUUGGAGAUACAUUGCGAAUUGUUACCUGUACACAAUGUUCCCUUAUAGAGCCAGAUGAGGUUCAUAUUGAAGAGCCAAUUGUUCUUUUUGCAGAAGAAGUCAUCACGCCGAUUGAAAAAUUGAGACGCAAGGAUAAAGCAAUCAAGCGAGCUCUAACCGAAAAGCAAGCUUUGGUUGCCGAUAUGUUAAACCUAUCUCGAGAAGAUUUUGAGCAUGUCGCAGAUAUUGCGUCAGAGCCAUCUGAACUCGAGAAAGAGCCUGCUGAACUGAUUCUUGCUGCUAUUAACCAAGCAAAUCAAUUAGUAGAAAUGUUAAAUUCGGCGUUGAAUGUCAGUGAAUCGGAAAUUGUUCUCGCUGCUAAGGGAGCUUCAGCUUCAUCAGCAACAGCAUCCGCAGAUUGCGAAGCAACGAGUUGUUCCACGUCUCGUGUUGAGCCACAAAUUCAACAACGAACCGUACCAGUUUCAGAUUUACAACCAAUUUGCACGACUCUUAACACUCAGCUUACAGAGCUUCUUAGAAUUGUAAAAGACAGAGAAGAUGAACGAGAGAAUUUACGAAAAGAAUUGCGCAGAAGUCGAGAAAAGAUUCACUCAAUGGAUAAUAAAGCACAGCGAGAAGAAAAUUUAGUAACGUCAACAUCUAACAUUCACACACAAACAGAAAUUGAUAAUGAACCUAAGGGAGAAAGUUGCAGUGAAAAAGCUAACAAAGAUGAUUUUGUUGAUGCGGAGAGUGAACCAGAAACAGAAAUUGAAGAGGGUGAGGAAAAAUUGAAAGCAGUAACCGAAGUAAUGGGAGACAGUGUGGGUUGAUAGUUCCAAUAAAAAGUGUCAGGGAAAUUUGCGAUAAUUUGGUGCAUUUCACAAAAAAAAAAAAAAAAAAAAAAAAAAAAAAUGAACAGGUUCGAGCCAUGGACGCUCGUACUAGAGGAAAUCAAAAAAUUAUGUAAAAACCACAAAAAAUGGAAAAAAAAACAAAAUGAACGAUGACUAAGUAGCUGUUUAACGAAAUGUAACAGUGUUAGAUAUCUAUUACAGAUCAAUGGGUCUAAGCUUAAAAAAAAAAAUCAUAUCACCAAAGAUUUUAUGUAAAUGGAUUCUUUUGGUGUUGUAGCAGUCGAUUCGGUGUCUUAAAAGUCAACGAAUUCGUAAUCUACAGUGCUUUUUAAAUGCUCUGCAAUUUUUCAAAAGAAAAAAAAAGAAGCAUUGAAAAUUUGCCUGGAUGGCGAAUUUGUAUUUAUAUAAAUAUAUAUAUAUAUAUAUAUAGUCAAUUUAAUUUCGUACUCGAUAUUCGACGAUUUUUCUACUAAACAUAAAAAAAAUCUCAAAUACGAUGUUCCAAUAAGGCGUAUUUUUUACACGAUUUUCUUACUGGUUAUCUAAAAAAACAAAGAAGUGAAAAAAAAGAUUUCUGAUCUUUGUAUUUUAUAUUUCACUUUUUGAUGUUUCCUAGUCCAUUUUUCUAAGAAGUGUAUUUCAUUUCAUAUUUUGGGGACUGAAAUAUUACAAAAAAAAAAAUUUUGUUGAAUUGAAUCGCGAAAUAAUUUACUUAUUAAUUAUUAUAAAUAUUAAAAACAAUUUUUUAAUAAAUUGAAUUCAAUGAGUUUUGAGUUCUAUUUUUGAAAUUCAAUGUAAUAUUGAAGUUUUAUUUGAGUGUAAAAUAAAAUCUUUUGAAUUCUCGAAUAAUAAAAAUUGAAAGGAUUGGAUUGAUUGUUCUAUUUUGAGAAUGUGAAAAACGCAAAUUUUUUUUUUUGGGAAAUUUCUUUCGCGAAACAAUUGCAUAAUGUAAAAGUCCCAAAUUUUUUUAUAUAUACAUAUAUAUUGUCGGGAUAUGAAUAAAAAGUACGAAAUUUUAACCAUGGACUUUUGCCGAGUCUAAUUUAUAAAACAGUAUGCUCCGCAGCAUUGAAACGCUAAUUAUGAUCGAUAUAUUGAUAAAUAUAGAUUUUUGUUCUUGUUAUACAUUAUUAUUAUUAUAUUAUUAUUAUAUUAUUAUUAUUAUAUUAUUAUUAUUAUAUUAUUAUAUAAUGUGCAUGUGGCAAUUAAAGCAGUUUUUAAAUGAAACAUACGUCAAGUGCCUGUUUUUUACAUAAUGCAAUAUUUUAGAAAUAGUCAUUGUACUCAUCGGAGGUAUACAAAAAAAAUCCAUUUUUCACUAAUGUAAACAGUUAAUUGUCAUUGUACUAAACAUUUUUAAAGCGAUUUUACAAGUGGGUUUAUUUAAUUCAAGUGAUUUAUUUUUUUUUCAUAAAUACAUAUACGCAAGGAACGAGAAAGUCGAUUUGAUAAAAAAAAAAAAAAAAAAAAAUUCGGUGCUAUUUUUUAACCAUAUUAUAUAAAGUUCCUCAUUGAAAAAAUGAUUUUUAACUCCAAAAAUUAUUUGGGAGUUUUUUUUGUAAAUGAGCGAGAGACCAAAAAUACUUUUUUUCAACAAAAUUUUCUAGUAUCAAAAAAAGAAUUAAAAAAAAAAAAUUUUUUCUCAUUAAAAAGAAGUAAAUGUGAAACGAAAUUGAACAUUAAAAAAAAAAUUUGGUAAUUAAAAUCGUCUCUCGAUUUUUAAAAUCCAGGUGUUAAUGCAUCCAAUAAUUGUGAAUUUAUAAUAUUGGUAUUAGCAAAAAACACGUGAGUUCGAAAGUAUUCUAGUGAAUAAGUAAAUAGUCGAUUGCCAGAGGUAUUCAUUAUAGAAUAAUGCAGCUAAAACUAGACUACUAGAAUAUGAUAAAAAAAAAAAUAAUAAUAAUAUUGCUCUAAGGCGAAAUUUUUUUCGUAGGGAAAAAGUUUAUAACAAUACUGUUCUCUUUAAGGAGCGACACUAAAAAAAAAAAAAAGAAAAGAAAAACCUGUUGUCUCAUUCAGACAGCCCGAGCAAAAAGACUUGUCUACUUACAUAAAAUCUUUGUGACUGUUAGAUACUAAUAUCAUACCUAAUACUGAACUUGAAAUGGUUAUUAUUAUAAAUAGAAAUAAUAUGUACAUGUAUAAAAAUAUUUAAUAACAUUAUUAGUUACUAUAAUAGUAAUUAUUAUUGCUAUACACACGCUUUCAGUGAAAAUUUCGGUUAAAGAUGACAAAUCACGGUUAUAAAACAAAAACACAAAAAAAAAGAGUUCAGACUUCUUUUUUUUUGUGAAUCCAACAAAAUUGACUUCCAUGUUUUUAACCGAGAUUUCAAAUUAGUCGUACUAUAUAAGUCGUAUCUUAUUUUUUUAACACUUGAGCUUUACUAUUAUAAAACCAAGGAAAGAUUUUUAGAAUAUUUAUAAUAUUCAAUAAAUUUAAGUUAAAACUUAUAAAAAAAAAAAGUUGGGAGUUUUUUUUAAUACGGAAUUUCUUGGAUCAAUUUUCUCGAAUUAUGAAAAUUGUAUAAUAAUAAGAAAUUAAAUAUAGUUGAAAAACAUUAUUAUUUAAAAAAAAAUAAAAUCUUAUUAAGAUUGAAUGUCAAGAAUUUAUGUUUCGAUAGGUGAUGUCAUCACAAUUAUGUCAAUAUGACCUUAAUCAUAUCUUUUACUCAGCUUUAAAAAUAGUCAGAAACUAUUUUACUUUUAUUAUAGUAUAUACAAUUUUUAUAGUAUACAAUAAAAAAGAAACUUGUUCACAAAUUUACAUUAUAAAAAAUGUUUUUCUUAUUUUAAAAAAAUGAUCCAAGAAGUUCUGUUGUGAUUUUAAUAAAUACCAAAAGUUAAUCCCAAACAUCGUUUCCAAACUAUCAACAGAAUAAAUUCGGUGAAAUUCGUUAUAAAAAACGAAAGAAAUUCUUUUUUUUUAAAAAACAAUUUCCAAGUGAAAAAUUCAAAUGUUCAAAAGUAAUUUGAGAAUUUGUUUUACUGCAACAAAGUUUGUUUAUCAAAUAUCAAGAGACUGAUAAAUCUUCUUAUCACCUGAUGAAUAUAUUAUCAAGAAAUGUAAAAUUAUGCGACGCAGCUUAUUAAUCAUUUUUUGUUGUAUGUAAAUGUUGAGCUUAAAAAUUUCCAUUAGAAUUAUUUCUCAACUAAAAAUAUAUGUGAUUAAUAAAUAGGAAAUUCUAUUGCUACAGGUAUAGCAUCCGUAGCAUCAUUAACGUUUUCCCUCUCCUUAAAGUUUAUCUCUCCCUCUUCUUAAAAGAAGAGCCACAUCUGGUGGGUGAAAACACGUUAUAGUGGGAGUUGAGAGAAAAGGAAUGCUAGUGUAAAGAGAGUGAAAAAAGAGAAAAGGAAACAUUAUUAACAAUGGCCUGCAGUAAUCCAAUUAUUUGUAUUUUUUGGCUACUCGUCUUAGUAUUUAUUUCAUUUAUUGUGGCAUUUUUCUUAGCACCAUUCUAUGUUGUUGUGCACUGUCUCACUGCGUUUAUUAGUGGACUUGAUGAAUGCGCAAAUUUACUGUUGAAAGGAGUUCAAUUUCCACAUCAUUGCGCCAAACAAAUGUGCAAUAGUUAAAAAAAAUUAUCGUCAAUUUAUAAAAAUAUAUUCAUGCUUAGUACUUAACAUAUCAUGGAUUUAAUUUAUUUUUGAGAAUUUACGAGAAAAAUUGAACAAUCUAUAAUAAUUCAAUCAUAAAAGCAUGGCUUUUGCAAAACGUGUCAUUUUAAUUUUAAUUUUUUUAUAACAAUUUUUACUAAUAAAAAUUGUAUUCUUCAUAUAUAUAUAUCGUUAAUAUAUAUAACAUAUAAAUGUAUAUUUUAAAGUUUAAUAAAAUAUUUUUAUAAAGGCCA